Molecule: messenger RNA, 1416 nt
Organism: Culex pipiens pallens (northern house mosquito)
Lineage: Eukaryota; Metazoa; Arthropoda; Insecta; Diptera; Culicidae
Product: trypsin 3A1-like
Exons: 4
Coding region: 299-1318 (339 amino acids)
Biological process (GO): proteolysis
Molecular function (GO): serine-type endopeptidase activity
Source: RefSeq, a predicted model, not a curated record
CUUUGUGCACCGGCAACGGCCACACAACACCCAAUCAGCUGGUUCUGCUUAGACUGACUGAGUUGCAGUCGGUCGCGGCGGUGCACUCGGGGGUAAGGUCGCUCUAAAACGGUGCAGCUAAGGCUUAGAAUGAGCAAGACAGAGAGCAGCGAGAUGCAGCCUAGUUGAAGCUGUCGGAGCGGCAAAGUGCAAUGUAGUCAUUAGAGGUACCCUCUCUAGUUCAGUACCUGCAGAGGUGCUAGAGAGGUGUGUGCGUUGCGGAUUUUUACGAUCCGUUUGGAGUGUUUUGGUGUCCGGAAUGGAGAUUCGUGCCCACCUGGUGGUCGCGACACUACUGAUAGUAGGGUUAAACGGUACGUGUGGAGGUCGUAUCAUUCCGUACAAAGCCGUCAUCGAGUACAAGGGAACGGCGUUUUGCGUUGGUUCCGUCAUCGACGCCGUGUGGAUUCUGACCGCGGCCCAGUGCGUCAUGAACACCACCGUAUCGUAUCUAACGAUUCGUCUAGGCUCGUCGAACGCGUGGGACAGCGGAGCGCUGUUCAGCGUAAAAGCGUUCCACGUACACCCCAAGUACGACCCGGAAACAUCCCAGCGGGAUAUCGCCUUGCUGCGGUUAAGUUCGGUGGCAAAGCUCGGACCGCCGCACUCCGUCAACGUCAUCCCCCUGGUCAAGCCCGGCUAUGGCAUGGAGGAAGGCACCAGAUGUUCCAUCCCGUCAUUGCCGGGAUCAUCAUCAUCAUCGGGUGCGGCCGACGUGAAGGCCAAGCUGUGGUCCCGCGAACGAUGCCAGGCGGCCGUGCCCAAAUCGAUCCAGCUGACCGACGAUGCGUUGUGUGCAAAAAUCACGCCCACCAACGGCACCAGCCACCAGCAAUCUACGGUGGCCGGUGGGCCAUUGGCGGUCGGUGGUCACAAGAAGCGGUGCAAUGAUCAUCACCAACAACAACAACUGCAACUGCACCUACAAGCGCCGCUGCCCCCAUCACGGUUCAUGCCGGGCAGCCCGCUAGUAUGCGAAGGCAAACAGGUUGCAGUCGUACGACAGCGGGCCAGCUCAACAACCAAGCCAGGUCAUUGCAACGACGACGACGUCGACCACGUUGAACGAGAUUUGCCGGAUUUUUUCACCGACGUUGCAUUCGCGGACCAGUGGAUCAGCUCACACGUGCGGAGAAAGAGAAAGUCGGGAGGUGGCGGAAAACCGGUGGCCAAAAUCCGGCGGAAGUUGCACAGCCGGAACGGGGGUGUUACGGGACGGUGGGUUCAUCGAGGUGCGAUCUUGGUGGUUGUAGUUUUUGGUUGCUUGGGGAAUUUGUGAGGGAAAAUACCGCGGGUUUUGUCAAGGUCGAAAAACAAGUCUAGUCAAGCGUUCUGAUUUGAAUAAAAUUUGAAUUCUACUUUUACACUCAAGUUUGG